CGCCCCACUCACAGCCAUCUUGGGUUUUUUUCUGAACAAAAAAAGGGGUUGAGACAAAAAAACACUGACGGGGAGAAGCAUAUUAGACAUUGUAGAGACUUGACGGAAAGACGGAUGUAGUGAUACAAUACGAUAUGAAAGGAAAGGGAGCAGGUGAGGUGGAAGAAGACCAGCCGCACCCCGUAUACAGCUAACGUUAGCUAGUAGUUAGCCAGCUAAGCUAACUGGCUAACCAAUUCGGUACGGAUUAAGUAGCUAGUCAGACAGCUAGCUAGGCGAUAUAGCUUAUGCUCAGCCCUACCGAUUGCCAGCCUAGGACAUUGAGAACAAAUCAAAUUAAUCAUCGGAUGUAUGUGAGAAGGAAAUCGAUGACAAUGCAUCGUACGUCGAUUUGAGAUGCUCCAUUGAAGAGACCACCACUAACGUUACUAGUAUUGGAUAAUUAUUUUUUUUCGUAGCUAGAGCGGGAUCAUAACAAGCCGUGGCCCUGGCUAUGCCCUCGAGUGUGCGGGCGGGCAAUCUAAAGGACCCGGAUGUGGCUGAGCUCUUCUACAGAGAUGACCCCGAGAAGCUUUUCGCUGACCUCCGAGAGAUCGGCCAUGGCAGUUUCGGGGCCGUCUACUUCGCCCGAGAUGUGCGCAACAACGAGGUGGUGGCCAUCAAGAAGAUGUCCUACACCGGCAAGCAGUCCAACGAGAAAUGGCAGGAUAUCAUCAAGGAGGUGAAGUUCCUCCAGAAGCUCCGUCAUCCCAACACCAUCGAGUACAGAGGAUGCUACCUCAGAGAACACACAGCAUGGCUGGUGAUGGAGUACUGUUUAGGCUCCGCCUCCGAUCUUCUAGAAGUUCACAAGAAGCCAUUACAGGAGGUGGAAAUAGCUGCUAUUACCCAUGGUGCACUACUGGGCUUGGCCUAUCUUCACUCUCACAACAUGAUCCAUAGGGAUGUGAAGGCAGGGAACAUCCUCCUGACAGAGCCUGGCCAGGUGAAGCUGGGAGACUUUGGCUCUGCCUCCAUUGUUGCCCCUGCCAACUCGUUUGUAGGAACCCCCUACUGGAUGGCUCCGGAGGUGAUCCUAGCGAUGGACGAGGGUCAGUACGACGGCAAGGUGGACGUCUGGUCUCUGGGCAUCACCUGUAUAGAGCUGGCGGAGAGGAAGCCUCCUCUGUUCAAUAUGAAUGCUAUGAGUGCCUUAUACCACAUCGCCCAGAACGAGAGCCCCAUCCUAGCGUCCAAUCACUGGUCUGAUUAUUUCCGUAACUUUGUGGACUCCUGUCUACAGAAGAUUCCACAAGACAGGCCUAUCUCCGAUGUGUUGCUGAAUCACCGGUUUCUGUGUCGUGAGCGUCCCCUAACGGCGGUGAUGGACCUCAUAGCGAGGACCAAGGACGCAGUGCGGGAGCUGGACAACCUUCAGUACAGGAAGAUGAAGAAGAUCCUCUUCCAUGAAGCCCACAACGGACCCACCCCAGAGGGAGGCGAGGAGGAGGAGGAGGUGGAGCAGUACCUGCUGCGUACGGGCACUGUGGGCAGCAUGGAGAGUUCCCAGUCUGUGCCCAGUAUGUCCAUCUCCGCCAGCUCCCAGAGCUCCUCUGUCAACAGCCUUGCGGACGGCUCUGACGACAGCAACGAGAUGGCUAUGAUGACCGAGGGAGAGCACACGGUCACCUCCAACUCCUCCAUUAUACACCGCCCUACCGGUCAGGAUAAUAUCUAUGAUGACCCAUACCAGCCAGAGAUGGACCAGCAGCAGCCCUCGUCAGCCGCCCGCCGCAGGGCCUACUACCGCAACCGGGACCACUUCGCCACCAUCCGCACGGCCUCCCUGGUCACUCGUCAGAUCCAGGAGCACGAGCAGGGCUCAGCGCUGAGGGAGCAGAUGUCUGGCUAUAAGAGGAUGAGGAGGCAGCACCAGAAACAGUUGAUGGGCCUGGAGAACAAGCUGAAGGCUGAGAUGGAUGAGCACCAGCUGAGACUAGACAAAGAGCUGGAGAACCAGAGGAACAGCUUCGGAGGAGAGGGGGACAAACUGGGCAAGAAACACCAGGCCAUCCUGGAGAAGGAGACCAAGGCAGCCCUAGCUGAGGAGAAGAAGUUCCAGCAGCAUAUCCUGAGCCAGCAGAAAAAGGAGCUGACCAGUCUACUGGAGUCUCAGAAACGCCAGUACCGUCAGCGCAAGGACCAGCUCAAAGAGGAACUGAAUGAGAACCAGUCGACCCCUAAGCGGGAGAAGCAGGAAUGGCUGGUGCGUCAGAAGGAGUGUCUGCAGCAGCUGCAGGCAGAGGAGGAGGCGGGGCUGCUGAGGAGACAGAGGCAGUACUACGAGCUGCAGUGUCGCCAGUACAAGAGGAAGAUGCUGCUGGCCCGACACAACCUGGAACAAGACCUACUCAGAGAGGACCUGAACAAGAAGCAGACCCAGAGGGACCUGGAGUGUGCCAUGCUGCUGAGGCACCACGAGUCCACCCAGGAGCUGGAGUUUCGUCAGCUGGGUGCGGUGCAGCGUACGCGGGCCGACCUGAUCCGCACGCAGCACCAGACGGAGCUCACCAACCAGAUGGAGUACAACAAGCGGAGGGAGCAGGAGCUCCGGCAGAAACACACCGUGGAGGUCCGCCAGCAGCCCAAGAGCCUCAAGUCCAAGGAGCUCCAGAUCAAGCGUCAGUUCCAGGACACUUGUAAGAUCCAGACACGUCAGUACAAGGCCCUGAGGAACCACCUGUUGGAGAGCACUCCCAAGGCCGACCACAAGGCGGUGCUCAAGAGGCUGAAGGAGGAGCAGACCAGGAAACUGGCCAUCCUGGCCGAGCAGUACGACCACUCCAUCAACGAUAUGCUGUCCACACAGGCUGUGAGUAAGUUGCGAUUGGACGAGACCCAGGAAGCAGAGUACCAGGUGCUGCGGAUGCAGCUGCAGCAGGAAUUGGAGCUGCUGAACGCUUACCAGAGCAAGAUCAAGAUCCACACAGACUCCCAGCACGAGAGAGAGGCCAAUGACCUGGAGCAAAGGGUGUCUAUCCGCAGGGCCCUGCUGGAACAGCGGAUUGAGGAAGAGAUGCUGUCUCUGCAGAACGAGCGUUCAGAGCGUAUCCGUACUCUACUGGAGCGCCAGGCCCGGGAGAUCGAGGCUUUUGACUCGGAGAGCAUGCGUCUUGGCUUCAGCAACAUGGCGCUGACUGGCAUCCCCGCCGAGGCCUUCAACCAGGGCUACCCCAACCCCAGCCCCUCCUCUGGCCCAGGGGGCUGGCCCUCCCGCCCUGUCCCUCGCUCCGGGAGCCACUGGAGCCACGGUGUGCAGAACUCGGUGGCGCCCCCUUCGUGGCGUAGCCAGAACAGCUGCAGCGGUGGAGGGUUCAGCCGUGCUGAGUCGAUCACGUCGUCUCACGGCCUGGGGAGGGAUAGUGAGAUGAACAUGAGUGGUAGAGGCCACUCCUCCAACUCCUCAUCUUCCUCCUCGUCCUCCCACCAUCAUCAUCACCAGCAGCAGCAACAACACUACCUCCCCCAGCACCACCACCACCAGAGCACGCCACACCUGUACAGAGAGAGCCGCGAGCGCGAGGACCGUGAGAGGGACAGGGAGAGAGAGUGGGGAGGUGGGGGGGGACACCACCACCACCAGCACGGAGGAGGAGGAGUUCAUCACCACCACCUCUCCCAACACGCCUCAGCCCAGUCCCUGGCUCUCCUGCCACCUCCGCCUCCCCCACCACCCAUCUCCCUCUACUCUUCCUCCCCGCCCUCCUCCUCCUCCUCCUCGUCUUCCCAGGGAGGGGGAUACGGGGGUCUGGUGGCCAGGGGCCCCAGCCUGAUGGCCCUAAGGAACAGCCCCCAGCCCCUGAGGAGGACGGCCUCAGGGGGGCCCGGCGGGGCAGGGGGGGGCGAGGGGGGUCUGAGCCGGAGCACCUCGGUCACCUCACACAUCUCCAACGGCUCCCACCUUUCCUACUCUUAAAGGGGAAGGGUAACGAUAGGCUCCACCCCACAGUCUUAAAGGGGCGUGGUAAGAGAACAAACCAAGCCUGCCCCUUCUUUGAGGCUGCGUCUAUAACAACACCCUAACCCUCGUAUGGGGAAUAUGGUGUAGUUUGAGAUAUGCAGUGAGUAGUGU
Messenger RNA from Oncorhynchus nerka (sockeye salmon), 4111 nucleotides. RefSeq names its product serine/threonine-protein kinase TAO2-like. The transcript is spliced from 20 exons. Gene Ontology annotation, molecular function: ATP binding; protein serine/threonine kinase activity. NCBI's taxonomy places the organism in Eukaryota, Metazoa, Chordata, Actinopteri, Salmoniformes, Salmonidae. The record is from RefSeq and is a predicted model, not a curated record. Gene Ontology annotation, cellular component: cytoplasm. Gene Ontology annotation, biological process: protein phosphorylation. The coding region runs from base 494 to 3955 and encodes 1153 amino acids.